AUGAGUACUUCAGGGAAAGUGCCAGAUGUGGCUGCUGAAGUCAGGAUUGCUUCACCAACAGCCGAAGCAGAGUCACCCAGCACUUCUUUAUCAGCUCGUUUGCAGGAAGAGUACUCUGAACUUCUGAGGUAUGCUGUCGGAGGAUCAGGUCAAGGAUUUCAGCCAAUCAGGUCAGGAGGUUCAAGUGCCCGUCAAACACCAGUUGACCAACAGCAGGAUUUGGAUGUACAAAUGAAAGCUCAAGGAAAUGGUGGAUCAGGAAAUACCAAUACAAACUCACUGUAUGUUAACCAGCCGCCACGAUACAGGAGUGCAGCAAGUACUAAACUGGCAGACGCAAAUAUAAAUAAUGAUGUACAAUUAAAUACAAUGAUGUCAUCAGCUUAUGCUACAAUUUUUGAACCACCCUUGGCAUGCAUGAGCGGGAAAUUGGAUUCCUGGUUGGGGAAGUUGAAGCGGGAUAUAUUGGCUGAGUUUAAGCUUCUGGCAGUUCAAAUUCUGGAAAGUCAAAAGAAUGCACACCAAGAGGAAAUAAAAGAGAUCAGUUGUGAAAGACAACAGCUGGAAAAAGAAGUUAAUCGGCUAAAUGAAAUGGUCAACACAUGUGAACAAAGUAUGUCCAGGAAAGAUGUAGUGAUUGAGAAUCUGACACAAGCACUUGGGAAGCAAAGAGAUAAAGUCUCAAUGGCGCAGGCUUUCUAUCUUACAAGGGCUGAACAUGCAGAAGCAAAAAGAGAGAGAUUUACAGAGUGUUUAGCUGCACAGCACAAUCGGCGCCGACUGACACAGAAAGUAAUGCGGGCGUGGUUUGCUCUGAUACAGAAGAACUGGAAAAACAGGAUUCAGAAAAUGUGUGAUAAGCAAGCUCAAGAUGUUUGCAGACAGCUCAGUAUAGACUACGAGGACAAAAUAAAAGCAUUAAACGAUGAAAUCGAAAAUAUGAACAGGAAAUUGAAGAUCAUGCAAAAUGAAAAGGAACAAUAUGCCAUGCAAGUCAAGAAAGCAUUUAUGCGUGGUGUAUGUGCUCUGAACAUGGAGACUAUGUCAGCAUUCUCACAUGAGGACACACAGAUCAGUCCAACCAGUGUCUGUAGAAUAUCACUUGCACACAGAUCAGUCCAAUCAGUGACAAGUUGUAGAUUAUCACUUAUACACAGAUCAGUCCAGUCAGUGAUAAGUUGUAGAUUAUCACUUAUACACAGAUCAGUCCAGUCAGUGACAAGUUGUAGAUUAUCACUUAUACACAGAUCAGUCUGUAGAAUAUCACUUGCACACAGAUCAGUCCAGUCAGUGACAAGUUGUAGAUUAUCACUUAUACACAGAUCAAUCCAGUCAAGCAUAUCCAAGCCACAGAAAGGAAAGACACGACCAUCUACUGCUCCAAGUGCCUCUUCCUUCCAGGUGAAAGCCUGGGGAACCAGCCAGCCACUGGCGCCACCUAUGGCGUCUGUUGUUGUAGAAAGACAUGACCCUGUCACAAAGCAGACUGUUGGCAAGGCUACAGCCAGUCGUUAUCCCAAACACAGCACAUGCAAGGGUUCCAGUAGCCACACCAAGCAGAAGCAUGUAUCAAAGUCACUCCCAGGUUCUCAGAUGUUCCACACAUUCCAACCCCUGGCAGGACAAACAUCCAGCUUGAUGACACCACCUGGCAUCAAAGUUGUUGAAUAA
Candidula unifasciata is the source of this 1671-nucleotide messenger RNA. The record is from the annotation of a GenBank genome assembly. Lineage: Eukaryota; Metazoa; Mollusca; Gastropoda; Stylommatophora; Geomitridae.